This is a messenger RNA of Rubroshorea leprosula, 1883 nucleotides long. Lineage: Eukaryota; Viridiplantae; Streptophyta; Magnoliopsida; Malvales; Dipterocarpaceae. The record is from the annotation of a GenBank genome assembly.
UUGUUUCCUGAAAGUGUUGUUCUUUCCGUUAGUGAAGAAUCGAAAACGGCGCUCAACACAGAGGAGAGGUAGAGGAGAAGUGGGGAGUGGAGGAAAAUGGCUGGUGGGGGGUUUACAGAUGCUGGAAACUUGAAAAGGGCUCAUCUUUAUGAGUACAGAAUCACUCCUUAUUUCAUCUUCGCUUGCAUUGUCGCCGCCCUUGGUGGUUCCCUCUUCGGUUAUGAUCUCGGCGUUUCCGGGGGUGUGACAUCCAUGGAUGAUUUUUUGAUUGAGUUUUUCCCGAAAAUCUACAGAAGGAAGCAAAAACAUCUUCUGGAGACAGACUACUGUAAAUACGACAAUCAGAUCCUGACCCUGUUCACGUCGUCUCUGUACUUCGCAGGUCUUGUUUCCACUUUCGGGGCAUCCUAUGUUACCAGAACCAAGGGGAGGAGAGCCAGUAUUCUCGUCGGAGCUGUCAGCUUUUUCUUUGGGGCCAUCCUUAACGCUGCCGCUGUCAAUAUCGGGAUGCUUAUCAUUGGUCGUAUUUUGCUCGGGGUCGGAAUUGGAUUUGGCAAUCAAGCGGUUCCGUUGUAUUUGUCGGAGACGGCUCCGGCGAAGAUCCGAGGGGCGGUGAAUCAGCUUUUUCAGUUGACAACAUGCUUGGGGAUUUUGAUAGCAACCCUUAUUAAUUACGGAACAGACAAGAUUCAUCCGUGGGGUUGGCGAUUGUCGCUCGGAUUAGCCACAGUUCCAGCAAUUCUGAUGUUCAUCGGCGGUUAUUUCCUUCCGGAGACACCUAAUAGUCUUGUGGAACAGGGCAAGUUAGAUGAAGGAAAAAAGGCGUUGAUCAAAAUUAGAGGAACUCAGAACGUUGAUGCUGAAUUUACCGAUCUGGUAGAGGCUAGCGAGGCUGCUCGCGCAGUAAAGCAUCCGUUCAGGAACCUCCUCCAGAGGAAGAACCGUCCCCAGUUGGUAAUCGGUGCCCUUGGGAUUCCGGCAUUCCAGCAGCUCACCGGCAAUAACUCCAUUCUCUUCUAUGCUCCAGUGAUGUUUCAGAGCUUGGGUUUUGGUUCAGGAGCAGCUCUUUACUCGUCUGUCAUUACAAGUGCCAUGCUUGUUCUUGCCGCACUCAUUUCAAUGGCUUUUGUGGAUAGAUUCGGAAGAAGAGCUUUUUUCUUGGAAGCGGGAUCUGAGAUGUUCUGUUACAUGGUGAUUGUAGCAAUUACUUUGGCGUUGAAGUUUGGGGAAGGACAGGAACUUCCUAAAGGCCUAGGGAUAUUCCUUGUGAUCAUCAUCUGUUUGUUUGUGUUGGCCUAUGGAAGGUCAUGGGGGCCUUUGGGCUGGUUGGUUCCUAGCGAGAUCUUCCCCUUGGAGACAAGGUCUGCAGGCCAGAGUAUGGUGGUGUGUGUCAACCUCUUCUUCACAGCCCUAAUUGCGCAGUGCUUCCUUGCCUCCCUCUGCCACCUCAAGUAUGGUAUUUUCUUGCUGUUUGCCGGUCUGAUCCUCAUAAUGAGCAGCUUCAUUUUCUUCCUGUUGCCGGAAACCAAGCAAGUACCAAUCGAGGAAGUGUAUCUUUUGUGGCAACGUCAUUGGUUUUGGAAGAACAUUGUCGGCGAUGGCAGUGAAAGGAAAUUGGAAGGAAACCCAUGAGGUAGAAACAACUAGGAGAAACACAUUUGUUAUCCACAAUUCAUUGUCCAAGACAUGUCUUCCUCAAGAGUUACAAACAAUUUAUUCUUGUUCCUAACAUAUGCCGUUCCAUUGGUAUCUUCUGCGGCUUUUCCAACAGUAUUGCUGCUUUCAUGAUCUCUGGAACACAUUUAAGAUUUUGUAAAGGGCAAAACUGGAUGAAUUUUCUCUGCUGUAUUUGUUUUAUGGAGUAAUAAGAAGUCUUCCUAGCU